Messenger RNA from Asparagus officinalis (garden asparagus), 1354 nucleotides. RefSeq lists its product as uncharacterized. The coding region runs from base 826 to 1242 and encodes 138 amino acids. The record is from RefSeq and is a predicted model, not a curated record. Lineage: Eukaryota; Viridiplantae; Streptophyta; Magnoliopsida; Asparagales; Asparagaceae. The transcript has 2 exons.
CGACCACUACUUAAAUGAAGAAAGAAAAAAACGUCCAGAAACCGCUUAGGCGUCCGACUAGACGACUAAGCGCUAGGCGCUAAGUCCGACGCCUAGAAGCGCCCAGCAUUUAAUGUAACAUUGAUGGUUAUUGUCGAGGCAUGAUAUAAUAUUUAAAAUCUUUUCCAUUUAAAAUCUAUUUGUUUCUUACUGAUUUAGCUUAUCUUGCGGAAAACUUAGGAUGACAAGAUAAUAUUUUAAGGAGAAAUUAAAAAAUGUGAGACACUUGUAAUUUAUUAUUUCUUUUAAUUAUGUUUUUAAACAAAAAAGAGCAGUUGGUACUCAUCUAUUUUGGUUGUGCAAUUUGUUUUUCUCUUUCCAUUGCUAAAAUUGAAAUGGCUCAGCGACAUUUGUAAUUAAUCAUACAUUUAUAAUAUACUAUUCCGCGGUAGGUGAUUGAAAUUCAUAUGCUUUAAUCCGUAUAGACAACUGAGGAAAUGUUUUGGUUGUUUGACAAUUCGUUGCAAAUAUUUGAUGAUGCACAUAAAACCAUUCAACCUCCAUUUCCAUGUUUCAUCAUCCUGUUAGUUUUUUAGUAAAACAUUCUAAAACCACAGCAAGGAUUAAAACAAGCAUUACAUAAAUAUUUAAGGAGUAGGUAAGAUAGAUUGUAGGUGUACGAAAAAAGUCUGAUAAGCACCACAUUUAUUAAGCGACAAUUGCAGUUGAGGGUUUGAAUUGGUUGUAUUGCUUGUUUCAUUUAGAAAAAUAAGGUGUAUCAGUUUGAAUUGAUUGUAUUGCUUGUCUAGUGAUAAAAUUUAUUAUAAUUUGUAGGGGAAGUUGAUAAUGCCUGUCAAUUUGAAGGCAAAGUUAGCUUACGACACAUUUCGCUCGACUUAUAAAUAUGAAGUCAAGAUUAAGGAAAACAUGGUGUCGGUGGAUAGUAUUGAUGCUGCGUCAAAGGAGGUAGCACUAUGUGCUACUCAAGAAGCUGCUGAUGAUCCUCAUAUCUUGUCUAGAGAGGAAAAUGACGCCAUUGCUAUGAAUGUUAUGAGGUAUAAUAAUAGGGGCAGAUUUCCAUUGAUGGGGGUUGGAGCUAUGCGGGGCACCUCCAGAAUAUCAUCCACGGCGUCGUCACCAACCUCGACUGCGACAGGAUCCUCAACAAGGAUUCUUACCACUUCUGCAAUUUUGCGUGUCUCAUGUUAUCUGCGUGGUAAGAUCGACCCUGCAUUACUAAUGCAACUGACGAAGGUUAUGUAAGUGAAUAAAAGUGCAAAAUAUAGAAAGGAAACACAUACAUAUAACAUGACAACGAGUAACCGAGCUAGUCAUUUACAAGUCUUUUAGAAUAAGGUAGGAAUGAUCCAUAUAG